AUGGGCGCACAACCGACGAUACCUAAUGUAGGUGCAGGCAUUUAUGGUGAGGCCGAUGCCCAGCUUCCCAGCGAGUUCGUCUUGGAGAUUCCCCUGGACCGCCUCCACGUGGUGGAGUCCCUCAACACCAGCCCACUGGCCUUUCUGUCGGGGGACGUCAACCAGGUGGAGCUUCCUCAGCUGGUUUCAGCGCUGCGCAGUGCGGCCCAGGACGAGCGGUGCCGCGGCGUGGUGACGUACCUGGGUGCUCGGGAGCACCUGGGGGGGCUGGCGACCGCGCAGGAGCUGCGUGAUGCGCUGUUGGCGUUCCGCUCCGCCACCUCUGGCCGCUCAGCCCCCGUGGCCGCCUUCGCCGCCAGCUUCGGGGAGGCGGGCAGCAGCGGCAUGGUGCCGUACUUGGUGGCGUCAGCUUGCGAUGAGGUGUACAUGCAGCCGUCGGGCCUCCUGGGCCUUACCGGGCUGGAGAGCCGCGCCUUCUUCGCCCGCGGCCUGCUGGACCGGCUCCACGCCCAGCCGCUUAUCCUUGCGCGCGAGGAGUACAACUCCGCGCGGGGGCUGCCGGCGGAGUCUGUACGGCAGGCAGUGGACCAGGCUCCGCUGCUGCCAGCGGCCGCCACCGCUGCCAAGCUGCUGAACGGCACGAAAUACAAGUACGAGUAUGAGUCAUUGCGCCCUUCGUUAGGGGUAUGGGACGAGGUGCAGGCGCUGUUUCGCAUCAGCGACAAGGCACUGAAGGAGGAGAAGGAGCGAUUGGGCAGCAAACAUAAGCGCAGAAAGGACGAUGUUCGCCUGGUCCGUGUUCCUGUUGACAAGUACAUCCGGCUGCUGGACUUGAAGAAGUCUGCUGAGGCGGUCAGGGAGGGGCCGGGGGGCUGGCUGGGGGGCACGGCGUUCGAGGGACUGGUGCGGGCGGUGAGGGGCCAGCAGCAGCAGCAAGAGCAGCAGCAGCAGCAGCAGGAUGGUGGAGCUGAAGAUUCUUUUUGGGGCGGUGGAAAGCGGCGCAGCAAGGUGGCGGUGGUGACGGCCUCGGGGCCCAUUGUGCAGGGGCCGGUGCCGCCGGGCCAGUCGCAGGGGCAGGUCAUUGACGCCACAAAGCUGUGCCGCCAACUGGCGGCCCUCUUGGAGGACUCCACGGUCACCGCGGUGGUUGUGCGGGUGAACUCCCCGGGGGGCAGCGCCCUGGCCUCCGACUCGCUGCACCACGAACUGGUCCGGCUGAGGGCGGCGGGUAAGGUGGUGGUGGUCAGUGGGGGGUACUACCUGGCAGCUGCUGCGGACCACAUCGUGGCUCAGCCGGGCAGUCUGACGGGCAGCAUCGGUGUGCUGUUCGGGAAGGUCUACGUGGGCAAGACGCUGGAGGAGGCGGGCAUUCGGAGCGAGGGGGUGACGGUGGGUCGCAACGCCGACGCCCUCAGCCCCUUCACGGGCUUCACUCCGGACCAGGAGGCCCAGAUGGAGGCCCUCAUAGACCACGUGUACCAGGACUUCCUGGAGAAGGUGUCGAGAGGUCGCGGGCGGCCGGUGGAGGAGGUUAGGCAGCUCGCCAAAGGCAAGGUGUAUACCGGGCGACAAGCGCACGAAGUGGGUCUUGUGGACGAGCUUGGCGGCCUGGAGACUGCCGUACAGCGCGCCAAGCAGCUGGCGGGACUUCCGGAGGACGCGGAGGUUGUGUCGUACCCGCCUCGCCGCAUUCCGCUGCUGCUGCAGCUGUUGCGGCGGUCCGGCGCGAUUCCGCAACCCGGAGACAGCGACAGCGGCGGCGGCGGCGGCGGUGUUGCAUCGCCGCGGCACCUUGCGGCGGCGUUUCUAGAGAGCUCUGGGCUGGGGGGAGCGGCGCUGUGGGGCCUUGCUGGCGGUGCCGUGGACUUGUCUGCUGCAGCAGCUGUCGGCGGCGUGUCGCUGGGAUUGGGGUUUGGCCGGGGGUCGGGGUCGGGGUCGGGGUUGGAGGCGGCGGCGGCGCAUGUUGGCGGCAGUCUGGUGCCGCUGCUCCUCGCUGGCGGACGUCCUCAGCUCUAUUCGGUCGAGGCCGCCCGGCUGGCCCAGGAGGUGUAG
Volvox carteri f. nagariensis is the source of this 2052-nucleotide messenger RNA. Its product is annotated as signal peptide peptidase. The record is from RefSeq and is a predicted model, not a curated record. Gene Ontology annotation, molecular function: peptidase activity. NCBI's taxonomy places the organism in Eukaryota, Viridiplantae, Chlorophyta, Chlorophyceae, Chlamydomonadales, Volvocaceae. The transcript has 15 exons. Gene Ontology annotation, biological process: proteolysis. The coding region runs from base 1 to 2052 and encodes 683 amino acids.